Paramecium sonneborni is the source of this 196-nucleotide messenger RNA. The record is from the annotation of a GenBank genome assembly. Lineage: Eukaryota; Ciliophora; Oligohymenophorea; Peniculida; Parameciidae.
AUGAGAUUGUAAAGUAUGCCUACUAUUAUUAAUAAUAGAAGGAAUCUCAUCUAUAGUCAACUUUUUCUAAAUAUUUUUUAGGGACUGCAAUCUCGCUAUGCAGUUUGAGUAGUUCAAGCAAAUCCUUACAAUGAUGAUAAAAUUAUUGAUACAGGUAAAAUAAUAUUGGCUAACAAUGGAAUUUGUUGUCUAGUGA